AACGAGUCUGCAACACUGUACUAAAUUGUCAAAUUUUUGUUGUAAUUUCCUCAUUUACUUCAUUUGUUAUCGAAACAACAAUUUUACGAACGAAUAGAAAAUUUAUUUUAACAUUUUAUAUUUAAUUUUCACUACAUUUACUUCAAAAUGCCACGCGGUAAAUACACGAACCACAAAGGACGCAACCGAAAGUUUACUAGUCCUGAAGAACUAGAAGAGCAACGUAAGCAAGAAGAACUGAAAAAAAAGUGGAGAAAAGAACAUGGCGGUGAAAGUUCCAGUGAAGAAGAAUCAGCUGAAGAAAAAUCAGGCUCUGGUAGUGAAGAAAGUGAUUCAGAUGAUGAUACACCAGUAAAAGCAAAGGGUGUUUCAGGCCUCAUCGAAGUAGAAAAUCCAAAUCGUGUAGUAAAGAAAAAUAAGAAAUUAUCCAAUCUGGAUAAUUUAGGAGAAGCUGAAAAACCUCAGUUAUCAAGACGCGAGCGUGAAGAGAUAGAGCGGCAACGGGCCGCCGCAGCCUAUCAGAAAGCACAUGCGGAAGGUAAAACAGAGCAGGCACGCGCGGAUUUGGCGAGGUUAGCCAUCAUCCGACAGCAGCGAGAAGAAGCAGCGAAGCGUAGAGAAGCCGAGAAAAAAGCUAAGGAAGAAACUCCUAAAAAACGGUAGACAAUGUCCUGUUGAUAGACUGCAAGAAUAUUGUUUUUUGCUGUUAACAAGCUCAUACUCAAGCUAGGUCAGGCUUUCAAAAUUCCAAUUUUAAUAAAUUUAAGAAUUUCAGUCUCUUUCCAAACUCAUGCAAUAAGGAAUUGUCGGUUAAUAUUGUCGCAUAAUACGUUAAAUAUUUUAUAUCGGUUUUGAAACCCUUUCCUGGCAGUGGUUGUAUGUAAAUUGUAUGUAAAAGGAUUUGUUUAGACCUUACAAUGUGUUCAAACAAUUUUUUGCAUCCAUUAAACUAAGUACCAUUAUGUUAUGAGCAGUUCUGUUAUAAUACAUAGGUUUGACGGGUUCUUUACAUUACAUUAAUCUUUUUAAAUAAUCAAGACAAAUAUUCACAUUGUCAUUUUCAAUUUUUAAGAAGUCAAGUUUUCUCUAAAUUUUGUAAAAUAAGACUAGUCGUUUUCGUCAAAGUGGAUGUUUCAAAGUCCACUUGUGUUGUUUCUUUUGAUGUAUGGUUGUAGGCAAUUAAAAUGCACGUGAUUUUCUGAUAUUGAUCAAUCAUCUUGGGAAAAUGCACAGUAAUUUCAGUCUAACAUUUUUGUACCCACUGACAAUUUGCCAUAAAUAGGACUAAAAUGAUUUAAAUAAUGCUGGCUUAGUUGGCUAUUUAAUAAAGAAAAUAAUAUACUAAUAACUUGUUUGUGGCGAUUGUGUAAGCUACGUAACUUUGAUGUUUUUUUACCGCAUCGUUACUCAGAAUCUGUUUUAUUAUUAACAUGAUUUAUAUUGUCAUUAUGAUUAAAAAGUUCACUUAUAUUAUUAUAAUAAAAUGUAUUAUAUUAUGAUAUGUAAAAUAAAUAUUUAAAAGCGAAUAUAGUAAAGGGUAUAUAUUGUAUUUACAUAUAUUUUCAAUUCCACCUGAAUGUACCUAAGUAUAUAAAUUUUAUGUAUCUAUUUUGCUUAGGUCUAAUUAUUAGAUAGUCUCACUAGGCAAUUUUUAUAUGCAAACUUGUAUCUGUACAAAUAAAAGUUGAAAAUGAUUUUUAUUUUACUUU
This is a messenger RNA of Achroia grisella, 1709 nucleotides long. RefSeq names its product 28 kDa heat- and acid-stable phosphoprotein. Gene Ontology annotation, cellular component: cytosol. Lineage: Eukaryota; Metazoa; Arthropoda; Insecta; Lepidoptera; Pyralidae. The coding region runs from base 148 to 663 and encodes 171 amino acids. The transcript has 6 exons. Gene Ontology annotation, molecular function: RNA binding. The record is from RefSeq and is a predicted model, not a curated record.